AUGUCACACUUUAACCCACGUGGUCGAACCAACGCCGUGCUUAUGCGUACACGGUAUUCAGGUUUGGAUACCAGUCCCAUCACAAUCCCAUUGGACGAAGAAUUUGUAAAACCCGUGAAGCGACAAACGAGCUCUAAUAAAGGUCCAAACGACCACGGUCUAACACAAAACGCUUCAAUGCCUACAUGCUUACAUGCUAACUGGUGGAUGCCACAUGCCUCUUUGAUCAAAAAAAUGUCCAGUAUGUCUUCUUCAGUGAUCAUUUUCUCGAUUGAACCACCUCCGUUCGGUCGUCCAUAUGUGAAUAUGGAUCCGGAAGUUAUUGGAUUAUUACGCGAAAUCGAGUGUUUGGACAAGCUGCAAUGUCCGAUUCCUCGUAUUGCCGAAGAGUUCUGGUUGAAAGCAUCGAUUCUGAAGGAGAACUAUGAACAAUUGAAGCUCAUGUGCAAUGAAUAUGUACGGAUCACCAAACUUGUCCCGCCCAAUUUGACACUGCUUAUCAGUCCCACCGUUCAACGUUUGAAUCGAGCAUUGCAGCCGGGUAUUGUUUUGCACAACUGGAGUAGCGUCAGUUUGAAAUCAUACAUCCAGGAAGUCUCUCAAGAGCUCAGUCGACUUGAACGUAUUCUGGAUCAGGCCAAUCAAAUUCUGGAGCAUCGUAUCAGUGCUGUACUCAAACGGAUUGCACAGUGUCAAUUGCUCAGUUUGCCCGACGAUCCGAAUUCCCCGUUGGAAAUGAUCGAAUUGGUUAGACAAACAAGACAACAAACACGCAAAGCAGCUGAGGAGAUUGACGCGCUCAGUUCGAGUGCGUUGUGUGCCGCAGUGGAAUACGUGAAUGGAUUGUUGGUUGACUACGAUGCGUUUAUACAGCGAAACAAUCUGGGUCCGCGUAUAGCAGAAGAGUUACGUUUGAAACGAUCUUACAUUGAAGGAACAAAAGACCCGGCAAACAAGGGUAGGUGA
This is a messenger RNA of Echinostoma caproni, 966 nucleotides long. NCBI's taxonomy places the organism in Eukaryota, Metazoa, Platyhelminthes, Trematoda, Plagiorchiida, Echinostomatidae. The record is from the annotation of a GenBank genome assembly.